Humulus lupulus (European hop) is the source of this 1052-nucleotide messenger RNA. Its product is annotated as cysteine-rich receptor-like protein kinase 29. The transcript has a single exon. The coding region runs from base 86 to 868 and encodes 260 amino acids. The record is from RefSeq and is a predicted model, not a curated record. NCBI's taxonomy places the organism in Eukaryota, Viridiplantae, Streptophyta, Magnoliopsida, Rosales, Cannabaceae.
AAACUAUAUGAAGAGAUAAAGCAUGUUUAUUGAGUACUAGACUAGACCAUAUCUAUCUCUAGAUAUAUCCCAGCAACCACGAUCGAUGGCGAUGAACACAUCAGUAGUUCUUCCCCUCCUUUGUUCAAUAAUCUUCAUUUUCGUCGCUCAACAAGCCACAGCUCAGAGCACCGCUUGUGUUGAUGACAAAGGUAACUACACCCUUAACAGUAUCUACCAUGACAACCUCAAUCGCCUCCUCUCAACACUUCCCAGCUCCAAAAACGACAACGGCUACGGCUUUUACCAUCUCUCCUACGGCAAAUCACCCGAUCAAGUUUACGCAAUCGGACUAUGCCGCGGAGACACCAAGCCCGACGUCUGCCGGAGCUGUCUUAAUGACUCUACAUAUGUUCUCCCAGAGCGCUGCCCAAAUCGGAAGGAGGCAGUCCUAUGGUACGACUUUUGUAUGUUGCGCUACUCUCCCCGCUCCUUGUUUGGUGUCGUGGAAACUAGGCCAAACGUAAUUUAUCAUAACACCGAAAACGUGCCUUCUGAUAUUGUGGAGGAAUAUUUCCAUGUUGUUGGGAGCUUAUUAGAUAAUUUGAAAAGUCGAGCUGCGGCUGGUGGUUCUCUUCGAAAAUUUGCUACAGCAAAUGCAACAGCUCCAAGGUUUAGAACCAUAUAUGGGCUUGUGCAAUGCACACCUGAACUGUCCCAGGUGGACUGCAACAAUUGUUUGGAUGAUGCAUUUGGGUAUAUUCCGGGAUGUUGUGAUGGGAAAAUAGGCGGACAACUACUCGGCCCCAGUUGUAAAUUUAGAUAUGAGGAAUACCUCUUCUAUAAUUCUACGACAGCCCCGGAAGUUCUGCCACCAUCCCUGCCGUAACAACCACCAAAGCCACCAUCUCCGCCAUUGACCAACGCUAGUACGAACGCAAAGGAGAGCAUAUAAAAUUAUUUUUAAUCUUAACAUCGCUUGUUGCAUUUUUCUUGUGAUUUUAUUACGUACGAUAGAAUAUGUUUCCUUUGUGAGACUACUUUAUGAAACUAAUGUGACAUCAAUUUCUGAA